Messenger RNA from Sus scrofa (pig), 2297 nucleotides. RefSeq names its product BOP1 ribosomal biogenesis factor (gene BOP1). The record is from RefSeq and is a predicted model, not a curated record. Lineage: Eukaryota; Metazoa; Chordata; Mammalia; Artiodactyla; Suidae. Gene Ontology annotation, cellular component: preribosome, large subunit precursor; PeBoW complex. Gene Ontology annotation, biological process: ribosome biogenesis; maturation of LSU-rRNA from tricistronic rRNA transcript (SSU-rRNA, 5.8S rRNA, LSU-rRNA). Gene Ontology annotation, molecular function: ribonucleoprotein complex binding; protein binding.
GCGGUCGCGUCGCUGCCGGAAGUGGCGGCGCAGGGCAGACCGGCGGGCGGCAUGGCGGGACCUCAGGGCGCGCGGCGCGUGGCGGUGGCCGGGACGCGGCCCGGGAAGCGGAUGCUGGAGCCGGGGCGGGAGCCGGAGGAGCCCUCUCUCCCCGGCGCCCCGGCUCCCAGCCUGUCUGACAGCGAGGAGAGUGUGUUCUCAGGCCUGGAAGAUUCUGGCAGUGACAGCAGUGAGGAGGAGGACGGGGCCAGCGGCGAGGAGCAGCACAGCAGGAUGGAGAAGGCCACGGGGCAGCAGGCCGGGACCCCUUCCCCGAGGACGCAGGUGGCAAGCGUGCCUGGCGAGGACGAGUACGCGGAAGACAGUUCCGACGAAGAGGACAUCCGGAACACAGUGGGCAAUGUGCCCUUGGCGUGGUACGAGGACUUCCCCCAUGUGGGCUACGACCUGGAUGGCAGACGCAUCUACAAGCCCCUCCGCACCCAGGAUGAGCUGGACCAGUUUCUGGACAAAAUGGACAACCCUGACUACUGGCGCACGGUGCAGGACCGGACGACCGGGCACGACGUGAGGCUGACGGAUGAGCAGGUGGCCCUGGUGCAGCGGCUGCAGAGGGGCCAGUUUGGGGACGUGAGCUUUGACCCAUACGAGCCGUCUGUGGACUUCUUCAGUGGGGACCUCAUGAUCCAUCCGGUGACCAACCGGCCCGCUGACAAGCGCAGCUUUAUCCCGUCCCUGGUGGAGAAGGAGAAGGUCUCCCGCAUGGUGCACGCCAUCAAGAUGGGCUGGAUCCAGCCGCGCCGGCCUCGGGACCCCACCCCCAGCUUCUACGACCUGUGGGCGCAGGAGGACCCCAAUGCUGUGCUGGGCCGUCACAAGAUGCACGUGCCUGCUCCCAAGCUCGCCCUGCCUGGCCACGCCGAGUCCUACAACCCGCCUCCCGAGUACCUGCCCAGCGAGGAGGAGCGCCUGGCCUGGGACCAGCAGGAGCCGGAGGAGAGGAAGCUCAGCUUCCUGCCGCGCCAGUUCUCCAGCCUGCGGGCUGUGCCCGCCUAUGGCCGCUUCAUCCAGGAGCGCUUUGAGCGCUGCCUCGACCUCUACUUGUGCCCACGGCAGCGCAAGAUGAGGGUGAACGUAGACCCCGAAGACCUCAUCCCCAAGCUGCCUCGGCCACGGGACCUGCAGCCUUUUCCCACGUGCCAGGCCCUGGUCUACAGAGGCCACAGUGACCUUGUCCGCUGCCUUAGUGUCUCCCCGGGUGGCCAGUGGCUGGCAUCAGGUUCAGAUGACGGCUCGGUGCGGCUCUGGGAGGCGGCCACCGCCCGCUGCGUGAGGACCGUGCCUGUGGGUGGUGUCGUGCGGAGUGUGGCCUGGAACCCCCAGCCUGCCAUCUGCCUUGUGGCCGUGGCCGUGGAGGACACGGUGCUGCUGCUCAACCCCACCGUGGGGGACCGGCUGGCGGUGAGCAGCACGGACCAGCUGCUGAGCGCCUACACCCCGCCUGCCGAGCCUGCUGCGCAGCCCGCGCAGUGGCUGGAAGCCUCAGAGGAGGAGCGUCGGGGGGGCCUGCGGCUGCGUGUCUGCCACGGCAAGCCAGUGACGCAGGUGACCUGGCAUGGGCGUGGGGACUACCUGGCCGUGGUGCUGGCCACCACGGGCCACACCCAGGUGCUGAUCCACCAGUUGAGCCGGCGUCGCAGCCAGAGUCCCUUCCGCCGCAGCCACGGUCAGGUGCAGCGCGUGGCCUUCCACCCCGUGCGGCCCUUCCUGCUCGUGGCCUCCCAGCGCAGCGUCCGCCUUUACCACCUGCUGCGCCAGGAGCUCACCAAGAAGCUGCUGCCCAACUGCAAGUGGGUGUCCAGCCUGGCAGUGCACCCUGCAGGUGACAACGUUAUCUGUGGCAGCUAUGAUAGCAAGCUGGUGUGGUUUGACCUGGAUCUCUCUACCAAGCCAUACCGAGUGCUGAGGCACCACAAGAAGGCCCUGCGGGCUGUGGCCUUCCACCCCCGGUACCCGCUCUUUGCAUCUGGCUCCGACGACGGCAGUGUCAUCGUCUGCCACGGAAUGGUGUACAACGACUUGCUGCAGAACCCGCUGCUGGUGCCCGUGAAGGUGCUGAAGGGGCACGCUCUGACCCGAGACCUGGGGGUGCUGGACGUGGCCUUCCACCCCACCCAGCCCUGGGUCUUCUCCGCCGGCGCCGACGGCACGGUCCGCCUCUUCUCCUAGGCGGCCCGCUUCCGGGGCCGCGCCUGUGCUCCGGACCCUCAAUAGAGGCCUUUUCCCUGCUGGUGUGA